Molecule: messenger RNA, 403 nt
Organism: Oncorhynchus gorbuscha (pink salmon)
Lineage: Eukaryota; Metazoa; Chordata; Actinopteri; Salmoniformes; Salmonidae
Product: collagen alpha-1(XIV) chain-like
Exons: 2
Cellular component (GO): interstitial matrix
Molecular function (GO): protein binding
Source: RefSeq, a predicted model, not a curated record
GUGUAAAGAAUGCUGAUGAGAAUGAGCUGAGGGCUAUAGCUUCUGAGCCUGACAACACUCAUGUGUACAACGUGGCAGACUUCAGCAUCAUGAGCUCUAUCAUAGAGGGACUGACCCAGAUAGUCUGUGAACGGGUAGAGGAGCAGGACAAGGAGAUCAAAGGAGAGUCUGCAGGUCAGGAGACACAGGGAGCCCCUCAGGACCUAGUGACAUCAGAGGUGACAGCCAGGAGUUUCAGGGUGUCCUGGAGUCACGCUCCCGGCAGUGUAGAGAAGUACCGUGUGGUGUUCUACCCUGCUACCCAGGGAGGACGGCCUGAAGAGGUAUACUCACUCCAUCUUACUCUCCCACCCAAUAGGGUUUUUGAUGUCCAUCUGCUGUAGGUGAAACAAAAGGGUUUGGA